AUCCCUCCGCCGUGCUACCACUAGGCGGCGCGAGCGCGGCUCUAUAUCACGACACCCGGCAAGGCCUCUCCUUUGCGGUCGCUGACUGGUGACGUUGCGCGUUUGCUGUACGGCUCCUCCCUUUCUCCUCGCGUGAAGAUGGCCGGUGGGACUCUGUAUACAUACCCUGAUAACUGGAGGGCAUACAAGCCCCUCAUCGCUGCCCAGUAUUCAGGGUUUCCCAUCACUGUUGCUUCCUCUGCCCCAGAAUUCCAGUUUGGUGUAACUAACAAAACACCCGAAUUCCUGAAGAAGUUUCCUCUGGGGAAGGUUCCAGCAUUUGAGGGGAAUGACGGCUUCUGUCUGUUUGAGAGCAGUGCCAUCGCUCACUAUGUGGGUAAUGAGGAACUCCGUGGAUCAUCCCGCUUAGACCAGGCCCAGGUCCUUCAAUGGGUCAGUUUUGCAGACAACCACAUUGUCCCUCCGGCCAGUGCUUGGGUUUUCCCAACUCUGGGCAUCAUGCAGUUCAACAAACAGGCCACAGAGCAAGCUAAGGAGGAGGUGAAACUUAUCCUUGCUACCUUAGAUGCUCAUCUUAAGACCCGGACGUUCUUGGUUGGUGAGAGGAUCACACUGGCUGACAUUGCUGUUACAUGCUCCCUGCUAUGGCUUUACAAACAGGUCUUGGAUCCAUCCUUCCGUCAGCCUUUUGGUAAUGUCACUAGGUGGUUUGUGACAUGUGUGAAUCAACCCCAGUUCCGUGCGGUCUUGGGAGAGGUGAAGCUGUGUGACAAGAUGGCUCAGUUUGAUGCUAAGAAGUUUGCAGAAUUGCAGCCUAAGAAAGAGACCCCCAAGAAAGAGAAACCUGCAAAAGAGCAGAAGAAAGAGAAGGAGGAGAAGAAGCCCACACCUGCCCCAGCACCAGCCACAGAGGAAGAUCUUGAUGAAUCUGAAAAGGCUCUUGCAGCAGAGCCUAAAUCCAAGGACCCCUAUGCUCACCUUCCUAAGAGCUCCUUCAUUAUGGAUGAAUUCAAAAGAAAAUAUUCAAAUGAAGACACUCUCUCAGUGGCUCUGCCUUAUUUCUGGGAGCACUUUGACAAAGAGGGCUGGUCCAUUUGGUAUUCCGAUUACCGUUUCCCUAAUGAACUCACUCAGACCUUUAUGAGCUGCAACCUCAUUACAGGUAUGUUCCAGCGUUUGGACAAGCUACGUAAAACCGGUUUUGCCAGCGUUAUUCUUUUUGGAAAUAACAAUGCCAGCUCAAUCUCUGGAGUGUGGGUGUUCAGAGGCCAGGAUUUGGCAUUCACACUGUCUGAGGAUUGGCAAAUAGACUAUGAAUCCUACAACUGGAGGAAGCUGGACUCUGAUAGCGAGGAGUGCAAAACACUUGUGAAAGAGUAUUUCUGCUGGGAAGGAGAGUUCAAGCAUGUGGGCAAACCCUUCAACCAGGGCAAAAUCUUCAAGUGAGGACCCUGGGGAGGGGGAGAGGAGCUGUCUAUCCUUUGAAGAGCUGUUUUGGUUGUGCUGAUAACUGUUCUCUUCAAAUGUAACACUCAGACCUUUUAACUUAAGACGGCAAACAAAAAAUAAAAAGUCAAAUAUC
This is a messenger RNA of Bufo gargarizans (Asiatic toad), 1582 nucleotides long. It is a transcript of the gene EEF1G, whose product is annotated as eukaryotic translation elongation factor 1 gamma. Gene Ontology annotation, molecular function: translation elongation factor activity. The transcript is spliced from 10 exons. The coding region runs from base 139 to 1446 and encodes 435 amino acids. The record is from RefSeq and is a predicted model, not a curated record. Lineage: Eukaryota; Metazoa; Chordata; Amphibia; Anura; Bufonidae. Gene Ontology annotation, cellular component: nucleus; cytoplasm. Gene Ontology annotation, biological process: translational elongation.